This is a messenger RNA of Striga hermonthica, 2214 nucleotides long. The record is from the annotation of a GenBank genome assembly. Lineage: Eukaryota; Viridiplantae; Streptophyta; Magnoliopsida; Lamiales; Orobanchaceae.
AUGGAGACUUCUGAGGUUGAAGAAAGUUUGCUCUCCAUUGGUGACCCAAAGUUACAUGGUGAGAUGUGCAAGAGUCUAUGUGGAGUGUAUGUGAAAGUGUUGGGCAUAUUUCCUGAGCUUGAAGCAGCUAGACCCAGGAGCACGUCCGGCAUUCAGGCUCUAUGUGCCCUGCACAUUGCACUUGAGAAGACCAAGAAUAUUCUCCAACAUUGUGCCGAAUGCAGUAAACUUUACUUGGCAAUAACUGGAGAUUCUGUUGUUCUGAAAUUUGAGAAGGCCAGAUGUGCCCUGCAAGAUGGUUUGAUGCGUGUUGAAGAUAUUGUUCCACAGGCUAUCGGUAUUCAGAUUGCGGAGAUCCUAGUUGAGCUUGGGACUUUAGAGUUCUUACUAGAUCCGGCCGAGAAGCAAAUUGGGGAUGAGAUCAUCACCCUCCUUCAGCAAGGGGGAAACUUGAGCACCAGCUUGAAUGACAAUAACAAUGAGCUGGAGUGCUUCCACCAGGCGGCCUGCAAGAUUGGAAUUACCUCCUCGAGGGCUGCCCUCAGGGAGAGGAGGGCCCUGAAGAAGCUCGUGGACCGGGCCCGGGCGGAGGAGGACAAGCGUAAGGAGUCGAUCGUGGCCUACCUUCUCCACCUUAUCAACAAGUACUCGAAGCUGUUUAGGAGCGAGUACUCGGAUGACAAUGACUCCCAGGGUUCGACGCCGUGCUCGCCCACCGUGCAGCUCAAUGGCGGCUGCCUUUUUUUCGACCGCCAACUGUCCAAGCUUAGCUCCUUCAACUUCAAGCCCAACCUCAGAAGGUCCGGGCAAAUGCAAAUGCCGGUCCCUCCCGAGGAGCUGAGGUGCCCGAUAUCGAUGCAGCUCAUGUACGACCCGGUGAUCAUAGCCUCCGGGCAGACGUAUGAGAGAAUCUGCAUUGAGAAGUGGUUCCUGGACGGGCAUGACACCUGCCCCAAGACCCAGCAGCAGCUCCCUCACCUCUCCCUCACCCCGAACUACUGCGUGAAGGGCCUGGUGGGUGGGUGGUGCGAGCAGAAUGGGGUCCCCAUCCCGGAUGGCCCUCCCGAGUCGCUCGACCUCAACUACUGGAGACUGGUCCUCUCGGAAAGCGACUCGGCCAACUCAAAGUCGCGUAAGGUCGAGAGCAUCAAGGUGGUCCCCUUGGAUGAUAGUGGCAUCAUCGAGGAAGCAUGCUGUGUUUCUGGAGCGGAGGAUGAUGAACCUUGUGAAGGAUUUGACAAGUUGUUGGUGGUUUUGGAGAAGGAGGAAGAUCUGAUGAGGAAAUGCAAAGUGGUAGAGAACAUAAGACAGUUGCUGAAGGAUGAUGAGGAAGCGAGGAUUUAUGCUGGGACCAAUGGCUUUGUGGAGGCGCUGCUGAAGUUUCUGGAAUCUGCUGUCUGUGUCGGGAACAGAACGGCCCAGGAGUGUGGGGCCAUGGCUCUUUUCAACAUCGCUGUAAACAACAACAGAAACAAAGAAUUGAUGCUGGCCUUGGGUGUGCUCCCGAUACUGCACAAAAUGAGCGAUUCAUUAGGAGCAGCAACGGCCCUUUACCUAAACCUGUCGUGUCUGGACGAGGCCAAGUCGAUGAUUGGGAAUAGCGAAGCCGUCCCUUUCCUAAUUUGGGUCCUCAAGAAUGAAAGCAACGAGCAGUGCAAGCUGGAUGCCCUCCACACCCUAUACAACAUAUCUAGUGAGCCGGCUAGUAUUCCUCACCUCCUGUCGGCUGGCAUCAUUGACGCCCUCGGGACUGUGAUUACUGAAGAGAAAUGGAGAGAGAAGUGUAUUUCCGUCCUAAUCUACUUGAGCUCGAGUAAAAGCGCGCGGGACGAGAUCACGGGGGCUCCUCGCCUGAUAAGGGCUCUGGCGAACGUGCUGGACGUGGGGGAGCCCAUGGAGCAAGAGCAGGCGGCGGCCUGCCUUUUGACACUGUGCAAUUCGGACGACAAGUGCAGUGAGAUGGUGCUCCAGGAAGGGGUGAUACCCUCUCUGGUGUCCAUCUCUGUUAAUGGGACCAUGAGAGGGAAGCAAAAGGCACAGAAGCUUCUGAUGCUGUUCAGGGAGCAGAGGCAGCAGGACCCACCUGAGACCUGCAACCUUGUUGUGGUGGAGGAUCAGAGGCCGCUGUCAAAGUCCGUGUCCAGGCGUAAAGUGGGUAAAGCCUUUAGUUUCUGGCGCAAGAACAAGAGUUUUUCGGUGUACCACCAGUGCUGA